Messenger RNA from Truncatella angustata, 698 nucleotides. RefSeq lists its product as uncharacterized. Bases 176 to 568 code for a protein of 130 amino acids. The record is from RefSeq and is a predicted model, not a curated record. Lineage: Eukaryota; Fungi; Ascomycota; Sordariomycetes; Amphisphaeriales; Sporocadaceae. The transcript is spliced from 3 exons.
UUGCAGCAGGUAAUCCGUUGUAUCUGCAAAUAUCUGUGAAUUGAGAAGCUCAUUGUAUCUCAUAAAAUUAGUCCCUAGUUGCGCGAUCAUGACGUCUAUCCCCAAGAGCUACGUCAUAAGUGUGACAGUAGUGAUCAUCACCACCAACGCGGCUCUUCGCAUGUGAGGAAGCAGAAUGACAGAUUACUUCCCGAGUCUGGGCAAGCAUAUCAAUAUGUGCGGUAUACCAGCCUCGACAUGCCUUCCGGAACCGAAGCUGCACAGCAGAAGAUGCAAGAGGGCAUCGACAAGACCCGCCGGGCAGCUGACCCCAACGCCGGACCUGCUGGGACGAACCCCAAGCUCGGCAACACUGUAUCGAAGCUCGCGACGGGCGACACGGAAGCAUCAAAUUGGACAGCCAAGGGCGGGCCUUUGGGCAACGGUACCUCGAGGGAGAAGGAGCCCGGCGGUCUAUAGGAGACUGUGUCCGGGAUGCAGCCUACACUGGGACGGCGGACAUGGAACUGAAUUAAAGACCAGCAAUGUUCCAGAUAGGGCAACUCAUUCCUUGUCCGUUUCUGUCUAAAGUGGGUGGAUUUGUACACUACAUACAGGCGACGUGUGCAUUAUGAUCGCUAUAACCUAAAGCAGGAAAAAAGAAAAACAAAACAAAAAACGCCUGUUUGCUACAAAAUUUCCUUUCGACGCUUCCCAUU